Helobdella robusta is the source of this 2223-nucleotide messenger RNA. RefSeq lists its product as hypothetical. The record is from RefSeq and is a predicted model, not a curated record. Lineage: Eukaryota; Metazoa; Annelida; Clitellata; Rhynchobdellida; Glossiphoniidae. The coding region runs from base 1 to 2223 and encodes 740 amino acids. The transcript is spliced from 16 exons.
AUGGAUUUCAACGUUAAAGAAAUGUUGGACGAUGGAGAUGAAAUUAAGGUGAACUUGCAAAAGCUUAAGGACAUCAUCAUGGACGAUUUGAUAGGGUUGAAUCGGGAAUUAAAUGAACAACAGAAAAGUUUUCAAGGGUCGAAAUUGAAAUCGCAAUUCAAUUUGAUAGACCAUCACCUCUUCCAUGAACAAACGCCAUACAGAAACAGUUUCUUAAUCAUAUACGACGGAGUUAUGGGCCUCGAAAAAAACAUAACUGAGAUCAAGAUGAUUGUGAAAUUGCAACAUUUGAGUUUAAAAAAUAGUAAUAAUAAUGACAAAAAGAACAAUGAUGACGACGACGAUGACGAUGUUGGAUAUGAUGAUGAAGAUGAUGACGAUUUUACUGGGCCCCCGUCUAUUUUUAUCUCAAAUGACGUCGUCAAGAUCAGUUCUAAAAAUAGAUUUGCUCGAUUUAAUCUUAGGCAGCCGGUCAAUAAUUGCAAACCGAACAGAAAUUUGUUCUUAGUGCUGGAGGUGAUGGCAGGCCAGCAUAACAUAAUGAACAAUAGAGGUUUCGCGGUCGUUAAACUAUUUAGUAAAGAAGGAACUCUGAUGUGCGGCAGAUGGCUGGCUCCUCUGGUGGCCAAUCAGAAGACAGCAGCCAAAUAUUACAAUAAUUAUAAUGCUGAGUUGGAAGCGUUCGUAAGAAUUCUGCACCCUUCGCAGAUGGAAGAAGAGGAAAAGUUGAACAUGGAGCCGAUUUCCAUGUACAAAUUUUAUCGCCAACAGCCAAACAUCAUGUCAAAUAUCAAUGAAACAAUCAGUGAUAAUGACGACGACGACGAAGAUGAUGAUGACGACGACGAUGACGAAGAUGAUGAAGAAAAAUUUGAAAGUUGGACGUUGGAAAUAUUUUUUGAAAACCUCGAAGAGUUCACCAUAAGUCGGACUGUUCGACUGAAAACAGACCUCGUCCAAAUCUCGAACAAAGAGAGAUUGCCCGUGAAACCGUCUUUAAAAGCGGUCCUCGAUGCAAAGCAGAGGCCUAAGGUACACCCGAUCAAUGCAAAUAGAUCAUUCAUAAUAAGAAGACGCAAAGCAGAAAUAAUAAUAAACAAUAAUAUGUAUAAUAAUAAUGACAAUAAUAAUAAUAAUAAUAAUAAUAAUGAAAAUAAUAAUAAUAAUAAUGAUAAAAGCAUCAACUACAUUAAUGGACCGUGGGAGAAUAAUAGUCAUAACAUCGUAUUUGAAAGUUCCACAUCACGGCCUUCAAAAGAGAAUGAUAUUCAUAAUAAUAAUAAUAAUAAUAAUAAUAAUAAUAAUAAUAAUAAUAAUACUAAAAAGAAGAAGAAGAAAAGGAAGUUUAAAGUCAAAAAUUAUUUCAUAGUUUCUAUAACGGAGAUACCUGAAAUGAAACGUUUGCCAAUUAAGAAACCGCCCAUAAGCCAUAAUUUAAUAAUGAACGAAAAAUCACAAGAUGAUAGUAACAGUGAAUCCAAAUCAUUUCUAAAUUUAAAGGUCUUAAGUUACGAAAAUGCCAAAAGGUCUUUGGAAGAAUACCUCAACACGAUACCGCCUGCGAUUUGGACCCGGUAUGAACCAGCUAGCCCACCGAGGGCACACUUCGGAAGGACGGACGGGUUCACCUUGUACAUCGACGCAUGCAGGCAUCUGCCGGAAUAUUGCUCUAUAAUUAGGAUUGAAGGAAUGAUGAUAGACAGAUGGAACAGACGCGUAGGACACACCUUUCAAUGUUUCCCUCGCGUAGACAGUCACAUUUACGAUCCUGUAUUUAACUUCCGGGUUAAAUUUUGGCGCCAAAAUGUUCCCGCCACUGCGACUAUAAUUUUAAAGGUGUAUAGCACAGAUGAUAAAUUUCAAAAGCUGGUAUACAUUGGCUACUCUGCAUUAAAUGUAUUCGUAAUGAAUGGUACAUUCAAACAGCCCGAACACGAUCAUGCUUUGAAGGAAAGUACAGCAGCGGAUGAAAAUUCCGUUUUGAAAAGAUACAAAAGGGGUAUUUACUCAAACCGGAAAUACCGGAUAACUAAAAGUGAAGUGGCGAUAAUGAUGGAGAGAUCUGAGAGGAGAGAGAGUCAGAAAAUUAGAGAUGUAAUCUGCGAGAGAAUGGCCGAACCGUCGGAGGCAAAGAAUCUAUUACGUCACUCUGACGUCACUGAGUUUAUGAAAAUAAAAAUGGCGUCAUUAAUGGAUAAGAAACCAGAAGAGAUUUCUAAUUAA